This is a messenger RNA of Leptopilina boulardi, 1941 nucleotides long. Its product is annotated as forkhead box protein J2-like. Gene Ontology annotation, biological process: regulation of transcription by RNA polymerase II; animal organ morphogenesis. The coding region runs from base 285 to 1709 and encodes 474 amino acids. Gene Ontology annotation, cellular component: nucleus. Lineage: Eukaryota; Metazoa; Arthropoda; Insecta; Hymenoptera; Figitidae. The record is from RefSeq and is a predicted model, not a curated record. The transcript has 2 exons. Gene Ontology annotation, molecular function: RNA polymerase II cis-regulatory region sequence-specific DNA binding; DNA-binding transcription factor activity, RNA polymerase II-specific.
CACGAACAAAAUCAUCUUCUCACUAAUCCAUCUUUAACCCUUAAGCUUUCAGUCGAUUGAAACACUUUUAAGAAAAAGCACGGUCCUAAAGAAUUUUUUUAAUUCUUAAUUAUUUCCUCGGAAUAUUUUUCUAUUUUUUUUAAUAAGUCGAUCUUUUGAAAUGAAUUAUCAUUUUAAUAGUUGACAAAUGUGAUGAUCAAUAAUUUUAGAAACAGAAUGUGCAAUGAUGUGUGAUAAUUAGUGAAUUGACAUUUAAUUAACGAUUAUCAUAAUUUAUAUAUAUAAUGAAGAACGAAACGGAUACGGUAUCGUCCCUUCAGCAUCAAAUUUCAACAUCAUCAACUGGAAUUCAUCAUCAUCAUUUACAUAGAAAUAGUAUAACGUCAAUGAUGUCACCAUUAUCACAAUCACAAACAAUGGAUUCACUAUUGUCGAAUAAUGAUUCACCAAGAAAAGCUGGUACAAGACGUCAAGAGAAACCACCUUAUUCGUAUAUAGCAUUAAUAGUAAUGGCCAUUCAAUCUAGUCCUGGAAAAAGACUAACCCUUUCGGAAAUUUAUACUUUUCUACAACAGCGAUUUGCCUUUUUUCGUGGUGCCUAUCAGGGUUGGAAAAAUUCAGUGAGACACAAUUUAAGUCUCAAUGAAUGUUUCAUUAAACUACCAAAAGGUUUAGGAAGACCUGGUAAAGGUCACUAUUGGACAAUAGAUCCAGCAAGUGAAUAUAUGUUCGAGGAGGGUAGUUUUCGUCGAAGACCACGUGGUUUUCGAAGAAAAUGUCAAGCCCUUAAGCCACAAUAUCAUUCUCAAUAUUUUCCCAAUACCACAGGAUCAGUGGUUGGUGUUCAGGGUUCUGGUUAUGAAAAUCUACCACCUGGCGUUGACUAUACAAAUAGUUAUCAAAAUCAAUAUCAAAAUUAUCCCGAAUGGUAUGGAUCGGCGGCAGCUAUUCCUUCCGAUUGGGGCUAUCCAGAGGCUACCUAUAAAAGUCCACCAAUUGCUGAAGUUACUUAUAAAACAACUGAAGUCACGUAUAAAACUGGUGAAACAUCACACUAUAGAAAUGGUGAAUUGACAUUUAAGAAUGAUGGGAAUUUUACUAGAGUUCAAGAUCAUAAUCAAUUGUAUAGACAAACCGAUAGUUUUCAACCAGUACUAAAGGAUCAUCAUUCACAUCAUCAACAACAGCAGCAGCAGCAGCAGCAACAACAACAUUUGUCACAACCACUUCAACAGGAUGUUGGAUUUAAGGUUGAAAAUGAACACGAUGGAUUGAUAACGUCUUAUAAAGCUGAUCCUGGUAAUUCGAGUCCUUUGAGUUCACAAAGUCAAAAUAAUAGCCAGGAUUAUUAUACAGGAUAUGCACUACCUGGAAAUGUUAAUUUAAAUACUACAAUUCAAAGUCUACCUAUUCAAUCUAGUUCAACGAGUCCCGUCGGAAAUGUCAAUUCCGUCCAUAUUGGAUGCCAUACGCCUGUUACGGAUCAAGGUCUGAGAAUGCAAUGUACAACUUCGUGUACAAAUAAUUCUGGUGGUGGUAUUGUAGAAAGAAAACCCUCUCAUCUUGGACAUCCUUCGUUAUCCACUUCUUUGGGGCACUUAGGAUUAAGUAAUAUAGGAUUAACUAUACCAGGCGCUGUUGCCUCUAAUUCCCACACAUCCACACCUCCCACAUCCAUGUUUUAUGAUCACGUAAAAUAUGCCAUGUAAAAUAAAAUAUUAUAAAUAUAGGAAAUUGACCAAAAAUUUCAUAUCUGUAAAUAUUUGAAUUGGUAAAAUUAAGUAAUUUUGAAUUAGCCACUGACCUAUAUAUACACUCAGAGAAAUGGUAUAUUUGUCUCCGAGCCUACUAACUCAUUUAUUUGUUGCAAAUAUAUUUCAUUUCAUUGAAAUAAAAAAUUUAUUUGAGCCAAAGAAAAAUUUAUUUCUGACAAAUAAAAUU